Messenger RNA from Effrenium voratum, 1632 nucleotides. The record is from the annotation of a GenBank genome assembly. NCBI's taxonomy places the organism in Eukaryota, Dinophyceae, Suessiales, Symbiodiniaceae.
AUGAUCACAGAUGAUGGCCUGCCAAGUUCCGGACAGUCGCAAUGGUUGCAGGAGCGUGGAAACCAACAUCCACGACUGGUCACGACAUGGCUCUCGCGUUUGGCGCGCAGCUCGCCAGAGCUUGCGCUUCAAGUGCUCGACAAGCUCUGGGCUUUGCGAAUGGAGGUCAACGUCUUUCAUCUCAAUGCAGUGUGCGCGGGGGGUGCUAGAAGCUGGCACUGGCCAACGGUGCUUUUUGCCAAGAUGGCAGACAUGGCGGUUGAAGCAGAUACGGUAAGUUUCAACAGCGCAAUUGUGGCAUUCAAGAGGUGUACGCUCUGGCUGCAAGCCCUCUCUUGGUUUGGCUCUGUGCGUGCUGUCGGAGCUUGGCCAGAUGAGACCAGCUAUUCUGCAGCUAUCACUGCUUGUGAGACCAACCUCAUGUGGAGGCACGUGCUGAACUCCGUGGGCCCGUGCGGAUUGCGCUUGGAUUGCAUGAGUCGGAGUGGCGCCGUGGUGUGUAUGGAGAGAGGAUCCAAGUGGGACUUGGGGCUUUCCUUGACACGUGAGAAAGGAGGCUGGGAUGGUGAGGGUCUGGUGGCCGCAGCUGCAGUUGCUUCGGCGAGCGUGAGCAGAUGGGGUACUGCAUUUGCUAUUCUGGAGUCUAACCAUCAUUUGGCCGCCAAGAUCGACAUCAUAGCCUUGAACACGGUGCUCAAGACCUGUGCGGCUAAGCUUGGCAAGUGGCCGGCAGCUGUAGCCUGCGUGCAGAGUUUCCACACCAAGCGAUGCAGUCCUCAUGUCUCAAGCAUCGCUGCCUGCGAAGCCCAACUCUGGGCUGCGGCACUCAGCGAUUGCUUCGGACAGAGACUUGCUGGCCGAGCUGAAGUUGCAGCAGAGAAGGUGGCUAAAACAUUAGCUGAAACCUCGCAAUGGUCCAUCAGCAUCCAGAUAUUUAAAGGUCUGAAUUCUCGAGCUGAGAGGUCGCCUUCUCUUGCUUGUCUGGUCUACAGCAUUGCUGGCCGCUGGCAAAAGGCGAUAAGCGCAGCAAGCAUGCUGAGCAUCAGCAAUGAGACUUCGGCCAGAGUGAGUUGCAAUACCUGCAUCAGCGCCUGCGGCAAGGCAGAAGAAUGGCUUCAAGCUGUGGCUGCUUUGCAAGCACUGCGAUCGGGACGCAUGGAAAUGGACAUCGUCAGUGUCAAUGCUGGUAUUAAUGCCUGCAGAAUAGGUGGAUGCUGGCAGGGCAGCAUAUUUUUUCUCGCCGCCUUAUCGCAUUCGGGCUUGGUGGCGGACACUUUCACUCCGACAGCCACAAUCGGCUCUGUCGCAGCGGUUGGAAAGUGGGAGCAAGGCCUCGUGUCGAUGGAGAGGAUGAAGCAAGUGUGGCAGAGUGCCACUGCACUUGGCGCCACAAUCAGCGGCUGUGCCUCUGCUGUGCAGUGGGCAAAAGCUUUGAACCUUUGCCGAUGGCAAGAGGGCAAUCUGGCUAGCUACAGUGCGGCCAUGAGCGCUUGCGAAAAGAAUGGGCUGUGGCAAAAGUCCUUGUCACUCUUGCAACGCAUCUCUGAUGUGGCCCUGUGCGCAGAUCUCAUUGCAUUUGACGCGGCGGUGGCUGUUUUCGCAAAAGCAGAGCAGUCGUUUUCAUUACAUUGA